Messenger RNA from Fonsecaea nubica, 2043 nucleotides. RefSeq names its product acetoacetate-CoA ligase. The transcript is spliced from 8 exons. NCBI's taxonomy places the organism in Eukaryota, Fungi, Ascomycota, Eurotiomycetes, Chaetothyriales, Herpotrichiellaceae. Bases 1 to 2043 code for a protein of 680 amino acids. Gene Ontology annotation, cellular component: cytosol. The record is from RefSeq and is a predicted model, not a curated record. Gene Ontology annotation, molecular function: acetoacetate-CoA ligase activity. Gene Ontology annotation, biological process: lipid metabolic process.
AUGUCGAAAACCCUUGCACCGCGCAAGCUCUGGCAACAUGCCGACCCAUCGCAGACAAACAUGGACAUAUUCCGUCGGCGCGUGAAUGCGAGCAGAGGACUGAAUCUGCGAAACUUUGCAGACCUACAUGCAUGGUCGACAGAUCCUCGGACGGCGCCUGACUUCUGGGUCGAGCUGUUUCAGUACGAGCAGAUAAAGCCCGGGAUAGUGCCUACCAAGGCGAUGGAACGGAUUAAUCUUGCCAUGUACCCUCCGCCCGAGUUCUUUCCCCAUGUCCGCAUGAACUUUACAGAGCACUUACUGGACAUCGAGACGCUGAAUGAGGUCGCGCUGUAUGCUGUUUCGGAGGCAUGCGAGGUCAUCAGGCCAGUGACCAAGCCCGAACUUCGAGAGAUGGUCAAAGCCAUGGCCAGCGCCAUGGCCCAGGCGGGGGUGACGGUCGGUGAUCGCGUCGCCGCCGUCAUUUCCAACUGUCUCGAAGCGAUUGUUGCCUGUCUCGCCGUCUUGAGCUUGGGUGCCGUCUGGUCCACGUCUUCACCUGAUAUGGGCGUCGAAGGCAUCAUGCAGCGACUGAACCAGAUCGAACCGAAAGUGGUGAUUUUCGAGAGCUCGGUCCAGUAUAACGGAAAGCGGCGCCCUCUGGUUCAGAAGUGCGACGAAUGUCUCGCCAGAUUGCGAAAGACGAGAAACUUCGAGCUCGGUGUUGUGAUCGUUCGGGAGAUCCCAUACCCAACCAAAGGCAAGACCAACGUUGUCUCGUGGAGCGAAUUUGUCAACGGAGCUCCGGACAGGGAGCUCACUUUUGCCCAGUUGCCAUUCAGGCAACCCGGAUUUAUCGUGUAUUCGUCUGGCACGGCAAGUCUCACAUUCAGGACUUGGGCCAUGUUGUUGCAAAUCAAGAAAGACUAUAUGCUCCAUUUGGAUGUUCGACCAGGUGACACCAUCUACCAGUAUACUACCACCGGCUGGAUCAUGUGGGCCAUGGUUCUCUGUGGCCUCUCGUAUGGAGGCAGCGUUGUGCUCUAUGACGGGUCUCCGCUCUAUCCUGAUCCUCUGAUCACAUUACGCAUGGUUGAGAAACUCAAAAUAUCAUUAUUCGGCACUUCCUCACGGUUCUUGACCGACCUUCACGACAAGCACCUCAAUCCCAGGGAAUCAAUUGAUUUAAGUAGCCUGCGAACAGUCUCUUCGACAGGAUCGGUCCUACCGGCCAAGGUUUGCGAGUGGUUUUACGAUGCUGGAUUCCCGGGAAAAAUCCAUCUCGUGUCGGGUAGUGGAGGAACCGACAUGGCAUGCUCACUUGUUCUAGGCGACCCCACCAGCCCUCUGUUUUCGGGAGAAAUUCAAGUUCCAGCCCUGGGCAUGGCUGUUGAUAUCUUGGACAGCACGAAGGACUAUCCCGUGUCGAUCAAAAACACUGGAGAGCCGGGAGAGUUGGUCUGUACUCAACCCUUCCCCUCUCAGCCAGUUCUCUUCUGGGGCGAGAAGGGCAUGGAAAAGUACAGAUCAGCCUAUUUCGACCGAUUUGGCGAUAAUGUCUGGACUCAGGGGGAUUUCGUCUCGUCGUCGCCCGUUACAGGUGGCUUUACUAUGUUAGGCCGAUCUGACGGCGUACUCAACCCCUCGGGUGUUCGAUUUGGCUCGGCAGAAAUCUACAACGUGGUGAGCCAGUUUCCUGAAUUCGAAGACACCCUUUGCGUGGGCCAGCGUCGGCCGCAAGAUUCGGAUGAGCGCGUCAUACUCUUUAUCAAGAUGAAAGACGACCGGCCUCUUCCAAAAUCCACAGUUGCUGCCGUUCGGUCUGCCAUCGCGACCGCCCUGAGCCCUCGGCACGUGCCCAGCUUCGUCUUCCAGACCCCCGAGAUCCCCUACACGAUCAACGGGAAGAAGAUCGAAUUGGCCGUCAAGCAGAUCGUCUCGGGUCAAAAUGUCACACCGUCCGGGGCAGUUGAGAACCCUGGCAGCUUGGUAUUCUACGAGAAAUUCGCCAAGGAUGAGUACUUGAAGGAGGAUACUGGCAAGGCAUACUCGAGCAAGCUCUGA